UCCUGCUUUUCUUCACUCAAAGCUCUUCAUAACAUGGGCUGCAUGAAAUCAAAGCAAACUUUCCCAUUUCCUACCACAUUUGAGAGUGAGAAGCGACAUGCAAGCGAAGAAAGCUUUAUGUCUGAAGAGAGAUUUCUACCUAGGAUGCCUUCUCCAGUGAAUGUUGAAGAAGUGAAGGAACCACCAGGGCCCGAAACUGUGGUCUUUGAAUUUGCACACCGCCUAUCCCAGGAAAUCUUGAGUGACGCCUUGCAGCAGUGGGCAGGCAAUAACAUCAAGUACUAUGACAUCCCAUACAUUGAGAGUGAGGGGCCUUGACGCUGUAAGGAUGAUGAUAACCUU
Molecule: messenger RNA, 342 nt
Organism: Ailuropoda melanoleuca (giant panda)
Lineage: Eukaryota; Metazoa; Chordata; Mammalia; Carnivora; Ursidae
Gene: AKAP19
Product: A-kinase anchoring protein 19
Exons: 1
Coding region: 34-318 (94 amino acids)
Molecular function (GO): protein kinase A regulatory subunit binding
Source: RefSeq, a predicted model, not a curated record